AUGCUAUGUCCUCAUUGCAAGAAGGGUAAUUUUUGGAAAGACGCUAAUUAUCCUCAGGGAACUAGAACACGAUGUUGGUCGUGUAAAAAGCAAUAUCAAUAUGUUAAUUGUUUUCAUUGUAAUACAUCGAAUAUUUGGACAACAACGAACUAUGAACAAGGUACUCCAAUAACAUGUUAUUCAUGUAAAAAAUUAUUCCAACAGGUUAAUUGUCCACAUUGUAAAGUGACUAAUUGGUGGGAAAAAGCCACUCAUCAGCAAGGAAUAAAAGUAAAAUGUUUUUCAUGCGAAAAUCUGUUUCAAGAUGUUCGAUGUUCAAACUGUUUUACUACGAAUAUUUUGAAAAAGGCAGACUAUCAUUGUGGACAGAAACUAACAUGUUUUCAAUGCAAUAAAUCGUUUCAACUCAUGAACUGUCCACAUUGUUCUAAAGCUAAUUACUUUUCUAAAACUACGUAUCGCAAAGGCGAUCGCAUAUCAUGUAAUGCAUGUACGAAAAGAUUUCAGUUACUAAACUGUUCUCAUUGCCAAAGUUCUAUCUACUUUUCAAAUGCUAAUUAUAAGCAAGGUUCAUCUAUAAAAUGUUUCACUUGUGAACAGUCAUUUUAUCAUAUCAACUGUCCACAUUGUGAUGAAGCCCAGUACUCUUCUGCACCAUGGAAAGAUGGAAUAUCAUAUCAAUGUUUAUCAUGUAACCAGUAUUUCCAGCAGGUACAGUGUUUUCAUUGUAAUGUUUUGAAUUUUUGGUAUGAUGGACCGAACAAAUAUAAACAUGGAGGAACAAUAACAUGUGUUGAUUGCAAACAAAAAUUUCAACAUCUCUGGUGUCCACAUUGUGAAAACCCGAACUUUUUCGAAAAUGCUGAUUACUACGAAUUAGAUGUUAUUAAAUGCGCUAGCUGUCAUAAUAAUUUUCAACACAUUCAGUGCAACUCAUGCAAUACACCAAAUUACUUUUCCGCUGCUAAUUACAAUUCAUUAUCUGAUUGGAAAUGCUGCACCUGCAACAUGCCCAUUUAA
Molecule: messenger RNA, 1020 nt
Organism: Adineta steineri
Lineage: Eukaryota; Metazoa; Rotifera; Eurotatoria; Adinetida; Adinetidae
Source: the annotation of a GenBank genome assembly